UUUUUUUCUUUCAACAACCGUUACUAUUCUUCUUGACGCAAUGCAAUUCAAGGUUUCUACUUUCCUCGUUGUCAUCGCAUCUGUGAUGAUGCUUACAGUUGCUCAACCAGUCGAAAGUGCUCCCGAAGCACCCGAAGCACCGACGGAGGACUACGCCGUCACGUGGUGAUACUGGACAGUUGAAAGCGGCGCUUCUCCCCCACCGCAGGCAGACUACAUAUGGUUCAAUUACAAACAUCCUCAAGUCAUUGAUAGCGAUUCCUAGAAAUACCUUUUUGUGUUAACCCAUACUUAGUCACUUCCAUAAUAGAUUCCUCACUCC
This is a messenger RNA of Marasmius oreades (fairy-ring Marasmius), 322 nucleotides long. RefSeq lists its product as uncharacterized. The record is from RefSeq and is a predicted model, not a curated record. Lineage: Eukaryota; Fungi; Basidiomycota; Agaricomycetes; Agaricales; Marasmiaceae. The transcript has 4 exons. Bases 41 to 169 code for a protein of 42 amino acids.